CCUCUCUCUUCUCCCAGAGUCUUCUCGGCUGGCUCGGGGCACUUCUCUUGCCUCGCCGCGCGCCGUCUUCCCGGCGACCACCGACCGCCUUCAUUUGCCUCCACCUCGCCCCAGCACCUUACUCUGCUCCCGCAUCAGCAGGUGCGAAUCCAAUCUAGGCCACAGCCGCCGCCGCCGCCGCCGGCGGCGGCCUCCUCCCCAGCCGACCCCCGCGCUCACGGCCGGCGGCGCGUCUUUCUCCCGUGUCCCCUGCUAGGUGCGUCGCUACCUCAUUGUCGUCCACCCUGAAGGCUGCGGGGGACACCGCAUCCGCUGUCCACUCUGUGGCGUCGACUUGGGCCAGCCUGGCGUACCAGGUGUUCGACGUAAUUCCCGUCAGGGAUCUCUGUUAUGUUCUUGGCCAGACGACCAUCUGGGUUGUCUCAUUUUAGCAGGAUCCGUGUCCUUCACACCGUUUCCUGGAUAUUUCCACCAUCGAGGCAGGCACGGUUCUUCAGUGGCUGCAGCGACGAUGCCACCACAAAUUCUCCUGGCCGUCUGUCAGAGCUUUUCCGCCCGGUUCGGAUGGACAUCAGCGGCAUCAUCUUGCAAGCACUGGAACGCUCUAUGUGUUCGGAACCGUUGGUGGAGCUGGAGAGGCUCGACGUCGAGCUGGACCCUAUCGUUGUCAACUUGGUGGUCCGGGGCUUGUCGGACUCGGAGACAGCGGUGCGGUUUUACUGGUGGGCAGAGUCGCGCCCAGGAUUCGAUCAUAGCCAGUUUGCGAUAGCGUACCUUGUGAGCUUGCUGUUUAUGGAUGGCAACUUUGCUCUGCUGUCGGAGUUCCUAGGGAGAGUGAAGAGCCAGGGGGUGGCAUUGCAUCGGUCUCUUUAUCGGAUCCUUUUGUCCGGCUAUGUACGAGCUGGCAAGUUUGAUUCGGUCAUAGAGACGUUUGAUGAGAUGGUCAUGUCCGGUUGCCGUGAGUUUGGUGUCGAUUACAACAGGUACAUAGGUGUUCUAGUUAAGAAUUGUUGCUUUGAUUUGGUGGAGAAAUAUUAUGACAUGGCGCUUGCAAAAGGUUUUUGUCUGACUCCAUUCACUUACUCAAGAUGGAUCUCCGCAUUGUGUCAGUCAAAUAGGAUUGAGCUUGUACAGGAGCUUCUGGUUGACAUGGAUAAAUUAGGGUGUUCUCCAGAUAUUUGGGCGUGUAACAUAUACAUUUAUUAUUUAUGUAAGCAGAAUAGGUUACCCGAUGCAUUGCAGAUGGUAGAGAAGAUGCGGACAAAAGGAACCAGCCCAGAUGUCGUGACUUACCAAACAGUUGUCAGCGGUUUAUGUGAUAAUAAGAAAUUUGCAGAAGCAAUCGGACUUUGGGAAGAAAUGGUGAAGAGGGACCUGAAACCUGAUGUUUUUUCUUGUGGUGCACUGAUCUUCGGAUUGUGCAAGAAUAAUAAGGUUGAUGAGGCUUUUGAACUAGCUUCAAGGAUGUUAACACUGGACAUAGAACUGAGUGUCUGCAUAUACAAUGCCCUGAUAAGUGGCUUCUGGAGAGCUGGGAGCAUUGAUAAAGCUUACAAAAUCAUAUCAUUCAUGCGGACAAAUGGAUGUGAGCCAGAUAUCGUCACAUAUAAUAUCCUUUUGAAUCAUUACUGCACUAUAGGUAUGAUGGAGAAAGCUGAAAAAUUGAUAAGAAAGAUGGAAACAAGUGGUGUAAAUCCUGACCGGUACAGCUACAAUCAGUUGUUGAAAGGACUAUGCAAAACUCAUCAACUGGACAAGGCAUUUGCUUUUGUUUCUGAUCAUAUGGAAGUUGGUGGGUUCUGUGAUACUGUCUCCUGUAACAUACUGAUUGAUGCAUUUUGCAAGACCAAAAAGGUAAAAUCUGCAUUGGAGUUGUUUAAGGAAAUGGGUUACAAGGGAAUGCAAGCUGAUGCUGUGACAUAUGGAACUCUGAUCAAUGGUCUCUUCAGUGUAGGAUACUACAAUCUAGCCGAAGAACUUUUUGAGCAGAUGCUGAAUGCUCAGAUUGACCCUAAUGUUAAUCUGUACAAUAUUAUGCUUCAUCAUCUGUGUAAGGUUGGUCAUUUCAAACGCGCUCAGACAAUAUUCUCGCAUAUGAUUCAGAAGGAAGUCUCACCUGAUACUGUUACUUUUAACACGCUCAUAUAUUGGCUUGGAAAAAGGUCAAGAGCAAUUGAAGCCCUUAAUCUGUUCAAGGAUAUGAGGACAAGGGGAGUAGAGCCAGAUACAUUGACAUUCAAGUAUUUGAUUAGCGGUCUUCUCGAUGAGGGGAAAUCUACACUAGCUUAUGAGGUAUGGGAAUAUAUGAUGGAGAAUGGUAUCAUUCUCGACAGAGAAGUUUCUGAAAGGUUGAUAAGUGUGCUUAAAUCAAAGAACAAGUAACAGCCAAGUUCUUGGAGAGCUUUAGCCUCUAGAAGCCUUUCUACCUGUGCCGCCUCAGUGCACCUACCUUCAGAAAUCAAAGGUCCGAGCUUCAAUAGCCGAUCCUUAGCUGCUUUAUGCAUGUACAGUAGCUGGAUCAGACCCAUGGAAGACAUGCCUAAGUAGCAGUGAUGAGCUUAGUCAAUCCUAAACUCAUCACUGUGGAACUGCACACAGCUUUGCGGCGCUCCUCGCUUGAUGCAUGUACUGUAGAUGAAUCUCUCCAUGUCAGAGAUGCCAAAGUAGCAAUGGACAAGGUAAUCCUCAUUUUGACCUUCUGAUUUAUAGGCAUUGUCCUACCUUUUGUGAUGUAAACAGCGGGCAUCAAUUCUGAAGCUAAGUCGGUGCAGUUUGACAAGUCGUGCAACCGGACUAUCUAGGAUUUUCCAGAGCUAGAGUGCCAAGAUAAUCCUGGUUAUAGUACAUGAGAAUCUUGUCCGAUUCUGGCUGAAGACAUAUGACCAGAUAACUUACAUUGCCACAAACCAUGUGUGGUGUUCAGUGUGUCUGCAGCGAGUGUACUGUUCGUCCCAAUUUCUCAACAUUUUCAUGAGAAAAAGUCUGCAUGGUGGCUGACUUCAGCUGCGCGUGAGGGCAGGCAGAAACAAUAGCUGGUUCCCAUAAUAGUAACUUUGCACAUGGCUUCACAUGAGCACUAUGAAGAUGAAGCGUCUCCGAGGAUAGUGUUUGAUAUCCUCCAACUACGUGUCGGUAACUUCCAUAACAAGAGUCAAGAGUAGCACUAUAGAGUUGCUCGUGGUCCCAGCGUCUGACUCAAUGGACUAACAUUUGGGGAGUUGUACGUCGUUGAUGAGUAAAGAGGCACUUGGGUGUCGAAGGUGCAACGCUGUUCAUGGCUUAUGCUCACUUCACUUGCCAUGGGUAUAUAUUUUAUGGCCUCAUCUCCUCCGGGGGUGCCGGGUGCACCUCCCAGAACUGUAGUAGAUCCUGGAACCAGAAGAUGCCAGAUGUCUGAAGAAGAUUGCCAAGAGUUUUUGUUCUUGAACCAAAACGGUAUGUAUAGAAUCUGUAACCAUUUUUGAACCCCCUGUGGGGUGGAGGGUUUUGUCCAUUUUGUUUCCUCAUUUAUUUGUUUUUUUAUACUGGAAUACAAAUCCUUCAGUCUGUAGUGCUGAUAAGGAGAUUCUUUUCGGGUCUACUAGUGCUGUACGCCUACAGGCUAGUUAUGUUGUAUCUGUUGUUUGCCUGUACGGCUGUACAGUAUCCCCCCAUAAGACAUACACAUGAAUCAAAAACUCAAAUCAAUCGAAUUUCUGCUAGUAUGUUAUUG
This is a messenger RNA of Brachypodium distachyon (stiff brome), 3712 nucleotides long. RefSeq names its product pentatricopeptide repeat-containing protein At1g13040, mitochondrial. Gene Ontology annotation, molecular function: protein binding. Bases 391 to 2382 code for a protein of 663 amino acids. The record is from RefSeq and is a predicted model, not a curated record. The transcript has 3 exons. NCBI's taxonomy places the organism in Eukaryota, Viridiplantae, Streptophyta, Magnoliopsida, Poales, Poaceae.